UAUUCUCUCCCCUCGACUACAAAAGCCGCAUUCGUCGACCAAACACCCCGCGGCCUCCUCCUCCUCCUCUUCCCUCUCUUCGCCUCCCCUCUAAACUCUCUUUCUCUCUUUCUGGAGUCCUGAAAGAAGAUAUGUGCAGCGGCCCCCGGAAGCCCUCUCCGCCACCGUCUCUCUCCACCGACGCCGCCGACAUGAACGCCGGCGGCGACCCGAAGAAGUACCCAGAGGCCGCCGUCCUCCUCGAGCUCUCGGCCUCCGACGACCUUCCCGCCUUCAAGCACGCCGUGGAGGAUGACGGCCUCCCCCUCGACUUCAGCGCCCUCUGGUACUGCCGCUCCCCCGGCCGACGGACGAUGGGCUUCGAACAGAGGACACCACUCAUGAUCGCCGCCCUCUACGGCAGUCCCACCGUGCUCUCCUACAUCCUUGCCGCCCGUCCCACCGAGGCAUCUCGCCGCUCCCCGUCGGACGGCGCUACCCCGCUCCACUGUGCCGCCUCCGGCGGUUCCUCCUCUUCUCUCGAAGUCGUCAAGAUGCUCAUGGACGCCUCCGCAGACGUAGAUUUACUCGAUGCCGCUGGAAACCGCCCCGGCGACGUCAUCGCCCGCCACUUCUGCUCCUCCUCCACUCGAUCCCUUGAAAGCGUCCUCAAACCCUCUUCUCCGAGGGUUUCUUCUCCAGGAGGAGCAAAAGAAGCGGAGAAGACCGGCGAGAAGAAAGAAUAUCCUCCCGAUCUCACUCUCCCCGAUAUCAAGAAUGGGAUCUACAGCACUGACGAGUUCCGGAUGUAUACCUUCAAGAUCAAGCCUUGCUCCAGGGCCUACUCCCACGACUGGACCGAGUGUCCCUUCGUCCACCCGGGAGAGAACGCCCGCCGUCGCGACCCUCGGAAAUAUCCUUACAGCUGCGUCCCCUGCCCGGAGUUCCGAAAAAGUUCAUGCCGGAACGGCGAUGCGUGCGAGUACGCCCAUGGGGUGUUCGAAAGCUGGCUCCACCCGGCCCAGUAUCGGACCCGUCUCUGCAAGGACGAAACCGGCUGCAACCGCCGCGUUUGCUUCUUCGCCCACAAACCGGAGGAACUCCGGACCGUCAACCCCUCGGCGGCCUCCGUCGCGGGGAUGGUGCUCUCCUCUCCGAGAUCGUCACCACCGGGGCUUUCGUCGUUGGACAUGGCUACGGCUUUGAUGUUGAUGCAGCAGCCGGGAUCGCCCAUGUCAUCUUCCACUUCGUCGGGAUUGGGCGGGGCGACGGUGUGGACGAGUCAGCCGGGCGGCUUGAUGACGCCGCCCUCCCUGCAGCUGCCAAGCAGCAGACUGAAGGCAUCGCUGAACGCCAGAGAUUUGAGUUUUGACCUGGAUUUGCUCGGGCUCGAAGAGUACCAGCAGAAGCUGAUCGAUGAGAUCUCAAGCACCGCCUCACCCAGGGCCACCUGGACGCCUAACUCCCUGGGCGCAGCUACCGCUGCCUCUCGACCAUUGGAUUAUAACGAACUAUUUGGUUCUCUCGACCCAUCGUUGCUAUCUCAAUUGCAGGGUCUCUCUCUGAAACAGGCGGCAGCUGCCUCGGCCUCGGCUGGAGCUCAAUUCCAAUCGCCCAGUGGAGUCCAGAGGCAUCAGUCUCAAUUGCUUUCUGGCUAUGGAGGCAACUUGCCUUCUUCCCAAACGGUGAGUGCCACUUCAUCAUAUGGGCUCGAUCAUUCGAUGGCGAAGGCCAUCAUGAACUCGAGGGCUUCAGCGUUCGCAAAGCGGAGCCAGAGCUUCAUUGACCGUGGAGCGACGGCAAGUCGCCAAUCGACCCUCUCUUCGAUGAGUACCGCUGCAGCGGCGCCGGUGGUUUCAUCGGGUCUUUCCGACUGGGGCUCGCCGGAUGGGAAGUUGGAUUGGGGAAUUCAAGGGGAGGAGCUGAACAAGCUGAGGAAGUCGGCAUCUUUGAACUUCCGAAACAAUCAGGGCGGAAGCGGCUUUGGAGGAGCAGCCCCGGCGACUGCAGUGCCGGGGGGCUUGGAUGAGCCGGACCUAUCUUGGGUGCAGUCACUGGUUAAGGAUGGACCGGCAGCACCAAUUGGCCGGCGUGGCCUGGAACAGCAGCGGAAGGGGUACAAACUCAACGGUGGUGGAGGCGACUUCCAUGGAUCGGAGCUCUUCUCUCCUUGGGAGGAGAAGAUUAUGGCUUAAACGCCAUCAACCAAUACUCAUCAUUGAUCUGACAAGAAGUUCUUUUCUUCCUUCGUUCCUUAUAUUUUUUGAAUCAAUUAUAGUCCUAGCAGCGUCUGUCUUGUCUAGAUGGCAAGAAGCCCGAAGGGUAUCUGAGCUGAUCAGAUGCUGUCCGCAUAGUUCUUUCAUUUAUAUAUAUAUAUAUAUAUAGCUUAGCUUAAAUGGAUGGAUGUAUAUAGGUAGCAGAUGGGUUAUCGGAAGUUUAUGAAGAAAAGAAUAAACAAAGAGUUGUAGUAAGUUAUUAUUAUUAUUAUUAUGACGGUCUUCUGCUAAUAGACCAUUGAAUCAUAUCAUCCCCGAGUCCUGUAUCUGCAUUGAAUUGAUGUAUCAGUUGCGAAAACUCGCUUAAUAUUACAAAGUUUCUUUUA
Messenger RNA from Elaeis guineensis (African oil palm), 2581 nucleotides. NCBI's taxonomy places the organism in Eukaryota, Viridiplantae, Streptophyta, Magnoliopsida, Arecales, Arecaceae. The record is from RefSeq and is a predicted model, not a curated record.